Molecule: messenger RNA, 336 nt
Organism: Lodderomyces margitis
Lineage: Eukaryota; Fungi; Ascomycota; Pichiomycetes; Serinales; Debaryomycetaceae
Exons: 1
Coding region: 1-336 (111 amino acids)
Source: RefSeq, a predicted model, not a curated record
AUGACAAGUAUACCAAGUUUAAAACAAGUUAUUGCCAGCAAUGGUAUCACACAAAAGAAGAAGAGAGAGUUUGGUGUAAUUCAAUCAGAUAUCGAGAGGUUCAUUGAUGUUGCUCACAUGCCCAACGCGGCGACUUACACCACCAUGCCAAAAUUGGUUGCAAAAGAUGGUACUGUCUACAGGUUGGGUGAUAGAGAGUCUGCUAUAGUUAACCAACUAUGCCAUUCGGACUUGUUAACAUCCCGUCCUGGUUCGAAAGCUUCCCAGUUUUCAGAGAUUGCCGACUCUACAUUACAAACAUCACAGGAGGUGAUGUUAUCUGAUAAUAAUAUUUAA